UCUGGACCCCGGCUGAUUCGCCUGCUGUGUUCUUUGAUGAUGGAUUUUAAGGAUGGAAGUUCAAGCUUUGUAGGAGGUGCCUGAACAAGCUGAAGAGGAAAAGACCACCAUUAUCAAUCUGCAAAGCCUGGAAGUUGUGUAGUCUUUAAAUAUAGCCCCUCUCUGCAACCUGUCAGCCAUUUCAGUUUAGCAGAAUCUGGAAAUACUCAGGAGGUGAUAACCACUAGAGAAGCAUAGGGAUGUGGUACAAGCAUGGCCCCUUCUUCCUUGUGGUGGGAAGGGGCCAAGUCCCACAGAAGCAGGAGAAACCCAAGCUACCAUGACCAUGCCAUGAUCCUGCUGUGUGUUACUCACCUGGCUGGCAAUGGCUGAGAACUUGGCUACGUACAGAGUCUCAUCAUAGGUGGAAGCACACUGGUUGAUGUUGACAAUCAUGCAGGAGCGCCCGCGCCCCAUGAAGAAGCCCUGGAACACACGGGUCAGUUUGCUGUCCCGGAACGGAACCACCGCCUGCUUUGUCCUGUGGGAGAGACAGCAGUGAGCUGGGAAAGCAAAAAAAAAAAAUCCCCCACAGCCUCCCUCCCUCUGGAGGAGUGGAUGCUCACCUGGCCUGCUGGUUCUGGCGGAGAGCGGCGAUGCAGCGGCCCAGGGUGUGCAGGGAGGUGUUGAUGUUGUUGGCUUCUUUCAUUCGCUCCCCACUUAUCUGGUCCUUGCAGCGCUCGGACCCCGCCAGGUCACACAGGGAUAGCCUGAAGGAAACACAGGGAUAUUCACAUCACUUAAGGGUUUGUCCUGCCAUAUCACAUUUACAGUUCAGACACCCUGCAGUCACCUUACCAGCUUCCUCAUAAAGGUACAGACCAUUCUUUUGGGGUGCCUGGGCUGUUGAUGGAUGAAGGGCCUGCCCUAAGCGUAGGUGUUACACAAAGUAACAGGAAAAUGAACUUUGAAGUGUCAACUUCAAAAAUCCUUUGCCAGUGCUCAGAAGAGCCACUUUCCAGAUAAACACGCCCCAGGAACAGGGACCAGCAGCACUCAAAUCAGCCCUGCUGCAAGGGUAAAGAUGCUCACAUUUACCUUCACUCAAAAAGCCUGAGAACUACCUCAAGUUGUACCUUGCACUACUCCUCAAACUCCUGUCAGUUCCAAGACUUAGUAUUUAUUCCUUCCAAGUACUUUCAACAACACCAUCAUCAAGAUGCUUCCCAUACCCCAGGCCCUUAACCAAAGAGACAAGAAAGUUGAGAUUACACCCAAAUCCUAAAAAACAUGAAACUUACUCGCUGAUUUUGGGAACAACUUCACUGCUACCUCUUUGCAAGUGCAGAAUCCGAAUGGAGAAUACACUGUGACUGUAAAGAAAACAUGCAAAUGUUAAAAAAAAAAAAACACCAAACAACUUUAAAAGCCCUUCAGAAUUGUAUUUCUGCCUAAACAAUCCCUUUCCCUUCAGACCUGCGACUGGAGUUCUGGUUCAUGUGGGUGCUUGCAAAACUCUGGUUUUUCCGACCCAGUUUUAGGAGCUUCCAGGCCUCAUCAGCAUCCCGAACAUUGAUCCAGUUCAGAUCUGGAAAGCAAGCAUGCAUUAACCACAGCAGCUGGGAGACUGAAAACUUAUCUCAGCCCCAACUUCACCAUUGCAUAUCCUUGACAUCAACAAAUUUGACAAUCCUGUAAUCCUGACAUCAGAGCUCUCUGUGAGGCUUUCCAGCACAUCACUGCUAAGCCACCCACCCACUGAGCCCUAAAAACCUUCCUAGCAGGCCACUAAAGCUCUCCCGCAGGCAAAUCUACCUUUCACAUAGGGGUUGCCAGUCUGGUCCUCGCAGAGCCGCAGUGUUUGCCGCUUGCGGUUCUGCCCAGGUAGAGCUGGUUCUAGCAAGUCAUAGAUUAAUUCAUUGUAGAUCUCAAAAAAAGAGACCCAGAUGGAGAACUGCACAUCUCCUGUGCUGGUGAGUGAAAUGUGAUCCAAGUCAGCCCAGCAAGGGCCCAGUUCUGAAGAGAAAAAAAAAAGGAAAACAAAUCAUGACUGCUGCUUUUUGUGGGACCAACCAAAAUGGUUUAGCUCCAGAUCAAGAUACUUCCUUCAGCAAGCAAAACCACCCCAGACACAAAUCCUUUUAUUUACUCCCUCCCAUUUGCAGCUGUUCUAAUGCCUGUCCCCAGUGAGACAGCCUGAAAUUUCCUUUGACAGUAUCACCUGCUCUGUGUAAGGACUUUUAUAUACUCAGUUUUGAUUCCAGAAUUACAAGAUAUUUCAAACAUGAACCCUUUCCAGCAUAACUGAAGUUUUUUAGUCCUUGUUAUCUCAAUCACAGUAGCUGGGUUUGGUAGAUAGAGCACAAGUGCUUAGUGCAGCCUGCCACUUUGGCAUCCUGCUUCCCAGCAAUCCCCAUCUCACAGCAAUCAGCUGCUCAAUAACCACAUUCCUUGAAUGAAGUGAGUGAAUGUUAAGCAAUUUUUCAUUUCACAAGGCUUGGUUGUUAUGGAGUGGUGAAUUCUUCUGAUAUUGGCAUAAUAUAUGCACAGAGUACUUCUGACAUGACAUCUUUCAAAGGGAAAAUCUGAGGCCACAGCACCUUUGCUCCCUUACCCAUAACACAGCAUCCAAACAGCCAUCACCCUUUGCUUCCCCCAUCCUCCAGCAAAAAGAAGCAGGUAGCACACAACAGGCUUCCAAAAAUACCUUCUGUCUGGCUGAGGUCUGAACGGUUGGUGAGUUGGCUGGAUGAAGACAAACCAGCAACUCCACUGUCAAAACUGCCACUGGUGGUGGCCUGGAGCUGAGAUUCAGCACUGUGACUCCUCUUCAGCGGCGUUUGCAGCUCCUCCUUGAAGGAAACAAGGAACAGGAGCGUGCAGGUAGCAUGACACCACCCCUUUCCUCUUGCUACUGAUCCCCCAGAGGCUCCGUGCUUACCUCCCAGAGACCCCUCUGCAGCAUCAUCUGCUUCUUGGUCUCCUCCUGGCGCACCUGCCUGCUGUCCAGCCAGGUCACCUCGUUGGAGAGGGCAGGCUUCAGGUCCAUGGCCUGGUACAGCUGGUCCCCCACACUGUUGAAGAUGGUUGCCAAAGAGCGAGGCAGAAUCCCCCCAUCUUGGGUGGUGCCUGCAGCAAGAACAGCAGCAAAGCUGAGGAUUUAGAGGCAGAAAACAAAAAACAAUUCCUUCAACAGGCCCCACAGCACCUGGUGCUUUCCUUACCCUGAAUCGUGUGAGUCUUCCCUGAAUUGGUGAUGCCAUAGGUGUAAACCAAACAGUUCUGCCCACUCAACACAUCCUUUACCACCUGUUUCAUUGUCUCAUCAAAGAACGAUUUCUGCCCCACCUCUGGUCCAAAAAUCUACAAACAAGACACAAGAAAAACAGCUUAAUAUAGAUCUUUCCUAUCCUUUGCUGGUGGUUGUUCAAGUGAUAUUACAUGGUCCUUUAUUCCCUGCACUAGCUGUGAGCAAGAGACUCACCAGCAAUUCCAGCUGAGUGGGUCGCUCUUACAAACAUAAGGUUCUCAUUUGUUUAAUCUAAUAACAUCUCACAUCACUGCAGUCCCUAGUCUGCUUACAGCCUCAUGAACUGUUUGCCAUUUGCUGCCAAAAAAGAGUUGUCAGAAACAGCUUAGAAAGAAAUAAUAAAACAGCAACUAAAACCUGAAGUAACCUGAUUUCACAAGAGUUCAGGCAGCACCUUGGGGUCAGUGGAUGUGUACAAGGCUGCUUUUCAAGCUGCAGGGCUGGUUUAAGCUCAAAUCACUUCCAGAUGGGCUGUUUGUCCCAACUACCUACCCGGGUGAAAGAGAAUCUGUGCACUGCUUGUCCCACUCCUCGCUCCGUGCUCCGCAUGGUGAAGGAAUUCUUUGGAGCUUUUAGAAUAAGGGUUUCUGAGUUCUCAAUACAGACACAGCCCUAAAGAACACACAAAAUCCAUCACUGCAGUGGCUUACAGGAGGAUAGACAGCAAAGGACAACAGCAUCUCCCAGCAGGCACACAGCCAGCUCAGACUCUACUUCAUUCAGUGUCUCACCUGGUCUUCCCCUUUUUCUACUUCUGUAGAUUUCAGAGGUCGAACUCUGAGGUAGACCUUUAAUUUUCCAUUAUUGUCUUCAGCUACAGCCUGCAAGAAUCAGCACAAAUUUAAUAUGGCAGCCAAAGAGGCAGCACACAACCCCCCAUGGGAACACUUAACAGGAACCACAAUAUGGAACACACAUGUUGGCUAUGCUGCUACUGCUGAGGCAUUUCUCUGGUCCCAAAGUCACCAACAAUGCCAGAAGCUUCCUUAGGCAUUUCCAAGCACACCACUUUUUUUUUGUUGUUUGUUUAUUUAUCUAAUGGAUCAGACUAACAAGCCAAAGGCCUAACACCAAAACCAAGCAUCACCCCAAGAGGCACUCACUGCCCACCACUCUACCAGGAACUGCUCCCCCCAAAUGCAGCAUUCUGUUCCUGCCUCUUCUGAAGAAUCUGCUUUUCCUGCAUCACAUCACCUUUGUACAGGGAACAGCAGCCACGAGUGAAAACGCUGCCCUGUUUGUGACAGAAGAGCUUCCAACCUCACCUGAGAGCCCUCGAGGUUUGGGGAGAUGGCGGAGAACUCGGGCAGCAGGUCCUUGCGCAGAGCACAAGCUGCUGAGCGCCGGCCCCACCGAGCCCUGGUCCAUCCGCGAGAAGCUCUGCCUGGCCUCCUCCGUCAUGCGCAGCGGCGACCAGAACUGGGUCUCAGUCAGCAGAGCCAUCAAACCUUUUGCAGAGCCAGGACGCCCGCCUGACUGGUUUUCCCAAAAGCACUGUGCAUCUCAAUACUCAGAGCUCUUGGAGACCACAGAAACCCCGAAAAGAAAACGUGGUGAGAAGGGAGAAGUUGUGGAAACAGUGGAAGAUGUUAUUGUGCGGAAACUGACUGCAGAGCGGGUUGAGGAGUUGAAGAAAAUUAUUAAAGAAACACAGGAAAAAUACAGGCAACUCAAGAAGGAUGCAGAGCUGAUCCAGGCCGGACACAUGGAUAACAGACUGGAGGAGCUGUGCAAUGAGAUUAUGAUAAAGAAAAAAUUGGAAGAAGAGGAGGCAGAAGUCAAGAGGAAGGCUACAGAUGCUGCUUACCAGGCUCGCCAGGCCAUUAAGAACCCACCUCGAAGGCUGACAGGGGUGAUGGUUCGUUCUCCGGCUGGCUCCACCUCCCCAGGCGGGGAUUAUUCCCUCGGAGAUCUGUCCCAGCCCGCUGGGGAUGAGGCCAGUCCAGGGGUCACGCCAGGGACAUUGCCCAGCACCCCAGUUGCCUCCUUCAUUGGAAUCCCUGACACCCCUCCAGGCUCUGCUCCCCUGGAUGCCCCCAUGACCCCAGUCACUGAUGAUUCACCCCAGAAAAAGAUGCUAGGACAAAAAGCAACUCCGCCUCCUUCCCCUCUGCUCUCAGAGCUGCUGAAGAAGGGCAGUCUCCUGCCCACAAGCCCCAGGCUGGUUGGUGAAAACGAAAUGGCAGUGGCUUCUGGUCACAUGAACAGCUCUGGAGUCCUGCUGGAGGUAGGAAGUGUCCUUCCAGUGCUGCACAGUGGGGAAAUGCAGUCAGCACCUGGUGCUGUCCCUGCAUCUCCAGCUGCUUCAGGUGCUCCUACGCUUUCCCGGCUUUUAGAAGCUGGUCCUGCACAGUUCACCUCACCUCUUGCUUCCUUCUCCGCUGUUGCCAGCGAGCCUCCAGCUAAGCUCCUGCCACCCCCCGUAGAGCCUGUGUCCCAGGCCACUAUUGUCAUGAUGCCCACGCUGUCAGCACCAGCCGUUGUGCCACCAGCUGCAGCUGCAGAAAGCGUAGCCACAGUGAGCCAGCCAGAAGCCUGUGUUUCCAUGGAGGCAGUGUCUGAUUCCCAUACUGUGACAGUGUCUAUGGACAGCAGUGAAAUAUCAAUGAUCAUUGAUUCCAUCAAGAAAGAGUGUCUGGGUUCUGGGGCUGGCAGCACUGCAGGAUCUUCCAAAGAUCACUGCAUGGAUGGGAAAGAAGAUCUGGAUUUGGCUGAAAAAAUGGAUAUUGCAGUGUCCUAUACGGGGGAAGAGCUGGACUUUGAUACGGUUGGAAAUAUUAUAGCCAUCAUUGAGGACAAGGUAGACGACCACCCUGAAGUCCUGGAUGCAGCAGUUGUUGAAGCUGCUCUGUCUUCUUUCUGUGAAGAUACUGAUGACCCUCAGACCCUUCCUGGCCCAUGGGAACAUUCAAUUCGUCAGGAGCAUGAGAAACAGGCCCAGAUGCCACAAGUGUCUGUGACUGUGAAGCAGGAGAGACUGGAGUGUGAGGAGCCAGAGGCAAAGGGAAUUCGAGACCUAAUGGGCAUCAGUGAGCUGGGGUCAGAAAUAAAGACUGAACUUGCAGAGCAGGACCAGAAUCAGCUGGGCCCUGAAGAAACCAUACCAGCAACUGCAAGAGUGACAGAAACACCAGAGCUUAGAAACCAAGAGAUAGAAGAAGAUCAAAGAGCAGCUGUAGCAUCAGGAGAGACUUCUGAAAUCAAGAUAGAGUCUUCCCAGGCAGAAGAUACAGUGCUCAAUCCAGUGAAGACAGAGACCCCACCUGAUGAUGAUUCAUCCCCUCCACAAGUCCCAAAUGUGAGUGAAGACUCCUCACAGGCUGAUGUUCAGCACAAAUUUGAGCUGUCAGAGUCAAUGAAGGAGGAAGCCCAAGCCCUGUUUAGGAGUCAGAUGAAGGAUGGGCAGGGUGAGGAGGAUGAUGAGGACGGUGCCAGUGAGGCUGCCAGUUUGGAGGAACCCAAAGAAGAAGACCAGGGUGAGGGGUAUCUCUCAGAGAUGGAUAACGAGCCCCCAGUGAGCGAGAGCGACGACGGCUUCAGCGUCCACAACGCGCCCUUGCAGUCGCACACGCUCGCCGACUCCAUCCCCAGCAGCCCGGCCUCCUCGCAGUUCUCAGUGUGCAGUGAAGACCAGGAAGCGAUACAGGCUCAGAAGAUCUGGAAGAAAGCCAUCAUGCUGGUUUGGAGAGCAGCAGCUAAUCACAGGUAUGCCAAUGUCUUCUUGCAGCCUGUAACAGAUGACAUAGCACCAGGCUACCACAGCAUCGUGCAGAGGCCAAUGGAUUUAUCUACCAUCAAAAAGAACAUUGAGAACGGGCUGAUCCGAACCACAGCCGAGUUCCAGCGGGAUAUUAUGCUGAUGUUUCAGAAUGCAGUGAUGUACAACAGCUCUGACCAUGAUGUGUACCACAUGGCUGUGGAGAUGCAGAGAGAUGUCCUGGAGCAGAUCCAGCAAUUUCUGGCCACACAACUGAUGAUGCAAACAUCAGAGUCAGGGAUCAGUGCAAAGAGCCUGCGGGGGCGAGACUCCACUCGCAAGCAGGAUGCUUCAGAGAAGGACAGUGUCCCAAUGGGCUCUCCUGCCUUCCUUCUCUCUCUCUUUGACGGAGGCACCAGAGGGCGGCGCUGCGCCAUCGAGGCAGACAUGAAGAUGAAGAAAUGAUGCUGCAGACACAAAAUCCCAGCAGAAUCCCAGGCAUCCGGAGCCGGAGCACAAGCAGGCAACUCUUAACAGCUGCUGGAGGAGGAGGAAAAGCUGCAGGUCCAUUUCUGACCUGGUUCACCACCUCGCUUGCCCUUCUGGAAAGCAGUGUCUUGUCAGAAUGUGUAACCCAAAGAAACUUCCCUAGAGGGGAAGACCAGCCCCCCUGCCUGUUUUAGGGCAGUCAUCUUGGGCUUCACACAUCAGUGUUCUGGUGUUAGCUAGCAACUGGUGGCUCGUACGUACUGUAAUGUGAAGUGUACAGAUUUUUACUA
This is a messenger RNA of Lonchura striata (white-rumped munia), 7765 nucleotides long. Lineage: Eukaryota; Metazoa; Chordata; Aves; Passeriformes; Estrildidae. The record is from RefSeq and is a predicted model, not a curated record.